Molecule: messenger RNA, 741 nt
Organism: Caenorhabditis briggsae
Lineage: Eukaryota; Metazoa; Nematoda; Chromadorea; Rhabditida; Rhabditidae
Gene: Cbr-scpl-2
Product: Protein CBR-SCPL-2
Exons: 7
Coding region: 1-741 (246 amino acids)
Molecular function (GO): protein serine/threonine phosphatase activity
Source: RefSeq, a predicted model, not a curated record
AUGACGUCGUUCGCACAGACCGUAUUCUAUGUUCUGGCUGGAUUGUUCAACGUAUUUCUUCUCUACUUUCGAAAAACAAACAGAGCGUAUUGCAAGUAUCAAGUUGUCAAAUAUCACAGUAACAUACCCAUGUCUCCUCUCACAACGCACAGAUUAUUGACUGUUAAGAGGAAAAUCCUUGUCUUGGAUCUCGACGAAACGCUCAUUCAUUCUCACCACGAUGGUGUGCUUCGCCAAACGGUCAAGCCAGGAACGCCGUCUGAUUUCACGAUACGGGUUGUGAUCGAUCGUCAUCCGGUAAAAUUCUCAGUUCACGAACGUCCACAUGUUGAUUACUUCCUUACUGUCGUCAGCCAAUGGUAUGAGCUGGUAGUGUUCACAGCAAGUAUGGAAGUAUAUGGAUCAUCUGUAGCUGAUAAGCUCGAUCGUGGACGUGGGAUUCUCAAGAGACGGUACUUCCGACAGCAUUGUACCAUGGAGGUUGGCGGCUAUACAAAGGAUUUAUCGGCAAUUCAUCCAGACCUUUCCAGUAUUUGUAUCCUCGAUAACUCCCCAGGAGCCUAUCGAAAGUUCCCACAUAACGCAAUCCCAAUUCCCUCCUGGUUCUCCGAUCCAAACGAUACGUGUCUUUUGAAUCUCCUUCCGUUCCUCGACGCUCUACGGUUCACAUCAGACGUGCGAAGUGUUCUCUCCAGAAAUAUGCAGGUGCUGCCAGAAACACAAACCGUCCAGUACUACUGA